GUUUGUUUUCAAUUCUAGCCUUAAAGUGAUUUUACUGUGACUUUUGUGUGCUAUGUAUCUUUAGCCAACUCCAGCGAAUCACAUCCAGAUCAGUCUGGUUCCGCAGAAGUUCACAGAAUAAAAACCAUGGCCGAGACUACGGAGACCCGGCAGAAAUAUGAGGAAAUGUUUGCCGACAGAUUUUCUUCGGACGACAAAGAAUACCAGCAGUAUCUGAACCGCCCGGCUGACCCUCCACCCAUAGUCGAGGAUUGGAGGAGUCGCGGAGGUGGACACAACAGAGGCAGGGACAGGUACCAGGACCGCCGAGGUCGCGGUUGGGGAGGAGGAGGAGGCCGAGGUUGGGGAGGAGACAGGGGCUGGAGAGACGACCAUCGUGGGCAGCAACACUGGCAGGACAGAGACAGAGACCGAGACAGAGAUAGAGAUAGAGAUAGAGAUAGAGACAGGCACUGGGGGCAUGGAAGUGGGCAUCAGUCAGGCCCUCCAAGCUCCAACCAUGGAUACAACUAUCAUCAGAGACCACAUUAUGACCGCUACUGAUCUCUGCUCUAAUCUCUCAGGUGUUCACAGUAUUCAGUCUUACAGCUAAACCAUAUGUGGCAAUGUGCAACAGCUGAUUAUUCUUGUCGGAAUCUCAUUUCCACAGUCUCAUAAGCAAGGGCUGAGCAAUAUAUCAAUAGUGUUCUGUCCAUCAUUGUAGUUGUGUAGAACCUUUUUUAAUAUUGUGAUGCACAGUUUUAUUGUCAGACUUAAGAAUACAAAGCAACAUAGUGAGGUUUUUUCUAGAAAUAUUUCUGAAAUUUGACGGCAGAAAAUUACACCACUUACCCUUUCUUCUAACAAUUAUUUCCCUUACUGCUUAAUAUUGCGCAGCCAUGUAAUCUUUAAAUAUAUUUUCAUUACAAUUUUGUGAAUGAUACUUUGGACAUACUUUCAAGGCAGAUUUCAGUACAGAACAUUCAGUGAAAGUAUACCUGAAAAUAACAUGUAUUUCUCUCUUAAUAUUUCAGAUGGGUGGGCUGUUUUUAACAAUAUUUGAUUGAUACGUCAUAAGUAGAAUUUGUUUUGUCUUCUGAUAGUUUUUCCAGCUACAUCUCUACAUGUUUCGAUAUCGAAUUGAUAUGAAUUAUACAGUACAGUAUUGUUACAGAUUGCAAAUCUGAAUUUCAAGAGAAAAUAUCUCUAAUGUAGCUUUAUUUUUCGGUGUUACUUGUAUACAGGAUACUGAUGAACUGAGCCGUUUUCAAUAAACGCAUAUUUUCUUAA
Centropristis striata (black sea bass) is the source of this 1269-nucleotide messenger RNA. Its product is annotated as RNA guanine-N7 methyltransferase activating subunit-like. Bases 127 to 543 code for a protein of 138 amino acids. The record is from RefSeq and is a predicted model, not a curated record. Gene Ontology annotation, biological process: RNA 5'-cap (guanine-N7)-methylation. The transcript has 3 exons. Lineage: Eukaryota; Metazoa; Chordata; Actinopteri; Perciformes; Serranidae. Gene Ontology annotation, molecular function: RNA binding.